CCGCCGCCCACUACGAGCUUCUUCUCGCGAUAGACGAAUCGAGCGAGCGUCGAGCAACAUGGCGGAAGAGGAGGUGGCGAAGCUGCAGAAGCACCUGGCCCUGCUCAGGCAGGAGUAUGUGAAGAUGCAGCAGAAGCUGGCUGACACGGAGAGGCGCUGUGCCAUGCUCGCUGCUCAGACUCCUGGCCAGAGCACUGCCGAUCCUGCAGCCGCAGAAACCUUCAUUAGCCGUCUCCUGGACAUCGUGGCCAACCUGUAUCGGCAGGAACAGUACAGUGAUCUGAAAGUAAAAGUGGCAGGAGAGCAGUUUUGUGCUCACAAGUUUGUGCUGGCAGCUCGCAGUGAUGUCUGGAGUCUGGUCAACCUAGCCUCAACCUCUGAACUGGAUCUAACAGACUGCAAACCUGAAGUUGCUAUGGCAAUGCUGAACUGGGCGUACACAGAUGAGCUGGAACUUGGCGGGGAUGAUGCCUUUCUUAUCGACUUGAUGAAGCUUGCCAAUCGUUUCCAGCUUCAGCUGCUUAGAGAAAGGUGUGAAAAAGGCGUUAUGUCAUCGGUGAAUGUCAGGAACUGCAUAAACUUCUAUCAAACAGCUGAGGAAUUAAAUGCUACCACCCUGAUGAACUACUGUGGGGAGAUCAUAGCAAGUCACUGGGAUGAUCUGAGGAAAGAAGAUUUCACCACAAUGAGUGCCCAACUUCUCUACAAGAUGAUCAAAUCCAAAACGGAGUAUCCUCUGCACAAAGCCAUCAAAGUUGAGCGUGAAGAUGUGGUGUUUUUGUAUCUCAUUGAGAUGGACUCGCAGUUACCUGGCAAGUUAAAUGAACUGGACAACAAUGGUGACCUGGCACUGGACUUGGCUCUGUCCCGGAAAUUGGAAAGUAUCGCCACCACUCUGGUUAACAACAAGGCUGAUGUGGACAUGGUGGACCAGAGUGGCUGGAGCCUCCUGCAUAAGGCCAUCCAAAGAGGUGAUGAAUUUGCCUCCAUCUUCCUGAUUCGCCACUCUGCUCAGGUGAAUGCGGCCACAGUUGGGGCAGUGGAAACCCCUCUUCACUUGGUCUGUUCUUUCAGCCCAAAGAAACACUCAGUUGAGGUGAUGACCGGCAUGGCCCGAAUCGCAGAGGCUCUCCUUAAAGCAGGAGCCAACCCUAACAUGCAGAACAGCAAGGGCAGAACUCCAUUGCAUGAAGCUGUGGCAUCAGGGAAUGAAGCAGUGUUCAACCAGCUGCUAGAGUGCAAACAGCUUGACCUGGAACUCAAGGACCAUGAGGGCAGCACAGCUCUGUGGCUGGCACUGCAGUAUAUCACCAUGUCUUCAGAUGCUUCCGUGAACCCGUUUGAGGAUGAUGCACCUGUAGUCAAUGGCACUUCUUUUGAUGAAAAUGGAUUUGCAGCUCAGCUUAUAAAGAGGGGAAGCAAUCCAGAUGCACCCGACUCAGCUACAGGAAACUGCCUUUUGCAGAGAGCGACACAGGGAGGCAAUGAAGCAGCUGCUCUUUUCUUAGCUACUCAUGGAGUAAAGGUCAACCACAUUAACAAAUGGGGGGAAAGCCCUCUUCAUACAGCGUGUCACUACGGCCUGGCAAGUCUGACAUCUGAGCUUCUUCAGCAAGGGGCCAACCCCAACCUGCAGACCCAAAAGGCUCUGCCCGACGCUACGCCUGGGGUGGCCAUGCAAACCCCCCUCCACAUGGCCAUCGCUCAUAACCACCCAGAUGUGGUCUCUGUUAUCCUGGAGCAGAAAGCCAACACACUUCAUGCAACCAACAACUUGCAAAUCAUCCCAGACUUCAGUCUCAAAGACUCCAUGGACCAGACAGUGCUGGGCUUGGCCCUCUGGACAGGUAUGCACACCAUUGCAGCGCAGCUGCUGGGCUCAGGAGCUUCUAUCAAUGACACUAUGCCCAAUGGACAAACCCUGCUUCACAUGGCAAUCCAAAGACAGGACAGCAAGAGUUCCCUGUUUCUUCUUGAACAUCAGGCAGACAUCAAUGUUAGGACGCAGGAGGGACAAACAGCACUACAGUUGGCCAUCAGUAACCAGUUGCCACUGGUGGUGGAUGCCAUUUGCACAAGGGGAGCAGAUAUGUCUGUGAUGAAUGAAAAAGGAGACCCCCCAUUGUGGCUAGCCCUUGACAAUGGUCUGGAAGAUAUCGCAUCAACACUGGUCCGACAUGGCUGCGACGCCACUUGUUGGGCGACGGGGCCCUCUGGCUGCCAGCAGACUUUGCUGCAUAGAGCUGUGGAUGAGAAUAAUGAGGUCUCUGCUUGCUUCCUCAUUCGUAGUGGUUGUGAUGUGAACAGCCCAAGACAGCCUGGGCCGAAUGGGGAAGGAGACGAAGAAGCCCGAGAUGGGCAAACGCCCCUCCACCUGGCAAGCAGCUGGGGACUGGAGGAGAUUGUGCAGUGCCUUCUAGAGUUUGGAGCUAAUGUAAACGCACAGGAUGCAGAGGGCAGAGCUCCCAUCCAUGCUGCCAUUAGCAACCAGCACAAUGUCAUAAUACAGCUCCUCAUUUCCCAUCCGGACAUUCGGCUCAACGUUCGAGACCGUCAGGGAAUGACUCCGUUUGCCUGUGCCAUGACGCACAAGAACAACAAGGCAGCAGAAGCUAUCCUUAAGAGGGAGGCAGGCGCUGCUGAACAGGUGGACAACAAAGGGCGGAAUUUCCUCCAUGUGGCUGUUCAAAACUCGGACAUUGAAAGUGUCUUGUUCCUCAUCAGUGUCCAAGUUAAUGUCAACUCCAGGGUUCAAGAUGCAUCCAAACUCACCCCUCUACAUCUGGCUGUGCAGGCGGGCUCCGAGAUCAUUGUCCGCAACCUAUUGCUUGCUGGAGCCAAAGUAAAUGAGCUGACUAAACACAGGCAGACAGCGCUACAUUUGGCUGCCCAGCAGGACCUGGCUACCAUUUGUUCUGUGCUGCUGGAGAAUGGCAUAGAUUUUGCUGCUGAGGAUGAGAACGGCAAUAAUGCUUUACAUCUUGCUGUGAUGCAGGGCCGCCUUAACAACGUCAGAAGCCUUCUCACAGAGUCCAACAUCGAUGCUGAGGCCUUCAAUCUCAGGGGUCAAUCACCAAUGCAUGUACUGGGGCAUUAUGGCAAAGAGAACGCUGCUGCCAUUUUUGAGUUAUUCCUGGAGUGCAUGCCUGAAUACCCUCUGGACAAACCAGACAACGAAGGGAACACAGUUCUGCUCCUGGCCUAUAUGAAGGGAAAUGCAAACCUGUGCCGUGCCAUUGUAAGGGCUGGAGCUCGACUGGGCGUCACGAAUAAUCAGGGCAUUAACAUUUUCAACUACCAAGUUGCAACCAAACAGUUGCUCUUCCGCCUUCUAGAUAUGUUGUCCAAAGAACCCCCGUGGUGUGAUGGGUCCAACUGUUAUGAAUGUGCUGCAAAGUUUGGUGUAACAACACGGAAACAUCACUGCCGCCAUUGUGGGCGCCUGUUGUGCCACAAGUGCUCUAUAAAGGAGAUCCCCAUCAUCAAGUUUGACUUGAACAAACCGGUGAGGGUGUGUGACAUCUGCUUUGAUGUACUAACUCUUGGAGGGGUGUCGUAACACUGUGGCCAGCAUUUCUUCCACCUUCUGGCUCGGGUCAUGUCAGACCAGGCUUGGCACAGCUAUCAGGAACAACAGAAGAAGGGACAUCAGUAGCAGGACAUACUAAGGACCAUCAUCUUUAUACUAUUCAGUGUAUGAAAAACUAUUAAUCUUCUAGAAGGACAUUUCAAAUAGAAAGUGAAAAAUUUGUAUUUUUUGUUUGUUUUUUGAUCAAAUUAUCUUAACGUGGAUUUCAGCAGCUCUUCAGCCUGGUGACAGCUGGACUGAGUUUCCUAAUUUCUGAAGAUGUUUGUGCCGAUGAGCUCCUGUCAAAGACGGGUAGCUCCUGCAGUGACAUUUCAGUCCAGUGAUAUCACCUGUAGAGGGGCUUUCCAUAUUCUGUGUUGGACCAUCCACAAAAUACUUGCUGACGCUCCCAAAGAGAAAUGUAAUCUCUACAAAAUGAAUCUUUGCAUCUUUUCUUCUUUUUUUAUAAGAUGGGGGCUCUGUCAUUGAAGAAUGGAGUAAAACUGAAAUAGUUUGGCAUCACAUAGAUCAAAAAGGACUUCAUUAUCCACAAGUUAUCUUUAAACCUCCUUUCUUUUUUUCUUUUAAAUUUACAUUUCCAAAUAAGAUCAACUUACUUUAGAUUGCCUUAAAAUUAUUAUGGGGAUCAUAUUUCUUUACAGUUGAAAUAUAGCACAACAGGACACACAUGAAAUGGACCUGGGUUGUCAGUAGGUGUAGGCUUCAGCCACUGCAAAUGAAAAUGUUGAGAGAAUGUGACCCGAGAGCCCAUCUUAUCACGAGGAACAUAAAUGCUGUCACCAAAAUGUGUUCAACAGUCCUAAGUUAAACAAAUGCCUACUUCUGCCUAUGCAUGUCAUUUACUUUGUAGCCAGUCUCUGUCAUGGUAAUAGUCAUAUUUUCAAAUCUGACACUAAAUGAUAACAUUCCUUUUUUCUGGUUGGUAGUGCUGAUCAUUUUCUCAACGAUGUUGCCUCAUUCAAGUUUUUUUUUAAUCUUGAUCCAUCCCAUUAAGCGCUUCUUGAUUUCUCAGCCUAACAGGUGCACUUUAUCAAGAUCACGUGACGUUUCUGAUCAUGCGGGGGAAUGUGGCGUAAGGAGGGGGAGUGGUGGGGCCUCUGAGUAUUAUUAAAUUGUACAGAUAAAUGUGUGAUAUUUUUGACCACUACAACUGUUUUGUACUUAAAUCCAGUUUGUGCUUGUCAUUGUGACAAACCUAAAUUUUGCCUCUGUUAAUCUUUUAUGCACAUUGUUUAAUCUUUUAUGCACAUUGUAUUGUAUCUGUAUGCUCAGAUAUAUCUAGUCUGUCUCUUCCUGGUGUAUUCUUUCAGAGAAAGGGAGGACAACUUUACAUAAAGGUCAUCAAAAACAAA
Messenger RNA from Cololabis saira (Pacific saury), 4941 nucleotides. RefSeq names its product ankyrin repeat and FYVE domain containing 1 (gene ankfy1). The record is from RefSeq and is a predicted model, not a curated record. Gene Ontology annotation, molecular function: metal ion binding; protein binding. Bases 59 to 3559 code for a protein of 1166 amino acids. The transcript is spliced from 25 exons. NCBI's taxonomy places the organism in Eukaryota, Metazoa, Chordata, Actinopteri, Beloniformes, Belonidae.